UUUAUUUUUUAUUAUUAUUAAUUUUUCCGCGAGUGCGUGCGCGGGUGUGCGUGUGCGCGCAGUGCACGCCGAGCAGCUCCCGGGAAGAAAGAAAGAGAAAAUCCCGAAGAAGGAAAGGAAGAAGCCUAAAGUCACUGGUGCAAAGGAGCAAAGAAGAGACAUUUCCCUCCCCUCCUCCUCCCUCUUUUCCCCUCCCCAGGAGGAAAGAGAAGGGGAAAAAAAAGAAACUUUCACCUUGGACUCUUCUUUUUUUGGUGCAAACUUUCCCCCCCCCUCCCCUCUUUUCUUUUUCCUUUUUCCCCCCCAUUCCCCUCCUUUUUUUUUUUUUUUUCUUUUGUUUUUCCCCUUCCCCUUUUUGCAAAAUUGCUGCUGGUGGGGUGAAGCAGGAGGAAAAUGCCGCAGCUGAACGGCGGUGGAGGGGACGACCUGGGCGCCAACGAUGAACUGAUCUCUUUCAAAGACGAAGGGGAGCAGGAGGAGAAGAUCUCCGAGAACUCCUCGGCGGAGAGGGAUUUAGCUGAUGUCAAGUCGUCUCUCGUCAAUGAAUCAGAAACGAAUCAAAACAGCUCCUCCGACUCGGAGGCGGAGCGGCGGCCCCCGCCUCGGUCCGAAACUUUCAGAGAUAAAUCCCGGGAAAGUUUAGAGGAAGCUGCGAAGAGGCAAGAUGGAGGGUUGUUUAAGGGCCCACCAUACCCGGGUUAUCCCUUUAUAAUGAUCCCCGACCUCAGCAGCCCGUAUCUGCCCAAUGGAUCGCUCUCUCCGACGGCGAGAACGUAUCUGCAGAUGAAAUGGCCACUGCUUGAUGUUCAGGCAGGGAGCCUUCAGAGUAGACAAGCCCUCAAGGAUGCUAGGUCUCCAUCUCCAGCUCACAUUGUUUCUAACAAAGUGCCAGUUGUGCAGCACCCACACCAUGUACACCCUCUCACGCCGCUUAUCACAUACAGCAAUGAGCACUUCACACCAGGAAACCCUCCUCCACACUUACCAGCUGACGUAGAUCCCAAAACAGGAAUUCCAAGGCCUCCACAUCCUCCAGAUAUAUCUCCUUAUUAUCCAUUAUCACCAGGCACUGUAGGACAAAUCCCCCAUCCGCUAGGAUGGUUAGUACCACAGCAAGGUCAGCCAGUGUACCCAAUCACGACAGGGGGUUUCCGCCACCCUUACCCAACAGCUCUGACCGUCAAUGCUUCCAUGUCAAGCUUUCUCUCCUCUAGGUUUCCUCCACACAUGGUCCCGCCACACCAUAGUUUACACACAACUGGAAUUCCUCAUCCGGCCAUAGUCACACCAACAGUCAAACAGGAAUCUUCCCAGAGCGACGUCGGCUCACUCCACAGCUCAAAACAUCAGGACUCCAAAAAAGAAGAAGAGAAAAAGAAGCCACACAUAAAGAAACCUCUUAAUGCAUUUAUGUUGUAUAUGAAGGAAAUGAGAGCAAAAGUUGUAGCAGAAUGCACAUUGAAAGAGAGCGCAGCCAUCAACCAAAUCCUCGGUCGAAGGUGGCAUGCGCUAUCCAGAGAAGAACAAGCGAAAUACUAUGAACUAGCGAGGAAGGAGCGACAGCUUCACAUGCAGCUGUACCCAGGCUGGUCUGCACGGGAUAACUAUGGAAAGAAGAAGAAGAGGAAAAGGGAUAAGCAGCCAGGAGAGACCAACGAACACAGCGAAUGUUUCCUAAAUCCUUGCCUUUCACUUCCUCCGAUUACAGAUGCAAAUACUCCAAAGAAGUGUCGGGCAUUGUUCGGGCUUGACCGACAGAGUUUAUGGUGCAAACCAUGCAGGAGAAAAAAAAAGUGCGUUCGCUACAUACAAGGUGAAGGCAGCUGCGUCAGCCCACCCUCUUCAGAUGGAAGCUUACUAGACUCUCCUCCGUCCUCCCCCGCCAUGCUCGCCUCCCCCUCCAGAGACUCGAAACCACAGACUGAACAAACGCAACCCCUGUCGCUGUCAUUGAAGCCCGACCCGCUGGCRCACCUGGUGAUGAUGCCGCCGCCAUCCUCGCUGGUGCUCGCUGAGAGCGCCGCGAGCAAGCCCGGCGCCCUGCCCGCCGCCAGCUGCCCCAACGGGGCCCUGGAGCACCCUCCGGCCGCCCUCCCGCCGGCCGCAUCCCUCGCACAGCCCUCCACGUCCUCCUUGCAUUCCCACAGCUCGCUGCCGGGGACACAGCCCCAGCCGCUCUCCCUUGUAACCAAGUCCUUAGAAUAGCUUUAGCCUCGUUAGCCCUUUCGGUUUCCUUUCGGGGGGAUUGAAUUCUGUUGGUAUUUGGGGUUUUGGUUUU
Messenger RNA from Malurus melanocephalus (red-backed fairy wren), 2278 nucleotides. It is a transcript of the gene TCF7L2, whose product is annotated as transcription factor 7 like 2. Bases 394 to 2205 code for a protein of 603 amino acids. Gene Ontology annotation, biological process: canonical Wnt signaling pathway; regulation of transcription by RNA polymerase II. Gene Ontology annotation, molecular function: RNA polymerase II cis-regulatory region sequence-specific DNA binding; DNA-binding transcription factor activity, RNA polymerase II-specific. The record is from RefSeq and is a predicted model, not a curated record. Lineage: Eukaryota; Metazoa; Chordata; Aves; Passeriformes; Maluridae. Gene Ontology annotation, cellular component: beta-catenin-TCF complex; catenin-TCF7L2 complex. The transcript is spliced from 14 exons.